This is a messenger RNA of Letharia columbiana, 627 nucleotides long. RefSeq lists its product as uncharacterized. Bases 1 to 627 code for a protein of 208 amino acids. The transcript has 2 exons. The record is from RefSeq and is a predicted model, not a curated record. Lineage: Eukaryota; Fungi; Ascomycota; Lecanoromycetes; Lecanorales; Parmeliaceae.
AUGUACGAACCUCAUCGCCCAUUAGAACAACGUUCAAAGGGACAAGAGCGACAGAAGCAGAAGGGAAAAUGGUGGUCUCAUCCAAAUGAGCGGGAAGAACAGGAACGAAAGCAGGCACGGCAGCCGGUCGAACAUACAGAUGAUGUAUACGAUGUCAUCGACGAGGAGACGGAGCGUUCAAACACCGACUACCCAAAGGCCAAAGCUAAGCCAAAAAUGCCUGGCGCCGCCGCAGAGGAAAAGCCGAGUCGUCAUUGGCCAAGAAAAUCAGUCCCCAAUAUGAAAUCGACUGGAGAAUACUCUAAGCCAAGCACAGUGGAGGGUAAGGACAUGCGCGCGGAAGGCAAACAAUUCCUACGAAAGGUCAAGUCUGCUGUAAAUCUUUUCGGAGAAGAAACGGCUGCGAGCUCGGCUGAGACUGCCCCUGAAGUCCCUCGCAUUCCUACGUCAAGGCCUAAUAGUAUUCCAGAAGAGGAGAACUCGCUCCGACAACAUCCAACUAGAAAUGCAGCAGGAGAGAUCUCGCUCUGUGCGGCCCCUACAAGUUCAACCGCUGCAAGGGAUAUCGCUCUGUUGGCUUCCAAGGCGAAGAAAUCGUCACAUGUCAGUCGGAUGAGAGAAAAAUAG